Messenger RNA from Effrenium voratum, 1338 nucleotides. NCBI's taxonomy places the organism in Eukaryota, Dinophyceae, Suessiales, Symbiodiniaceae. The record is from the annotation of a GenBank genome assembly.
AUGGGCCAUGGCGGCCUGACCGAGCAAGAGACCAUCAGAUUCUUGCAGGAGCUGCUUGUGAUUUAUGAGGAUUCCAAUUUUCAGGAGCAGCUGCACAGACUUCACCGGACCACCGGAGCUCCCCGACACGCGUUGCAGCUCCUGGCGGCGGAGGCCCCAGGCCGCGAGGCGCUGCUGCGCCGCUUCGGCUUCCGAAGCCUGGCGGAGAUGAAGGGCUGCGUGCGGCUACACGUGGCACGAGGCUCCCAGCGCGUGGCCAAGUUGGCCCAGCUCACGCGGUCAAGCCUCGGCCUAGAAGUGCCCAUUGAGUCGGCAGAGCAGCUGUUGGAGCGCCAGUCCAAAGAGACACAGGAGGCUCUGCGCUGUGACCGCCUGGGCCGUGCGCCGCUCAGCGCUCGCUGCCAAUGUUUGCAGCGCAUCGAGGCAGAGCUGAGCGAAGCUCAAGCGGAGGAGUUGAAGCGACUGCCAGAGGAUCUCCCACUGCAGGCCCUUCUGUCGUUGCUGACCAUGGCCGGCAAGGGGAUCCCCAUGAGAGUUCUGCACAUGAAGGAGCUAACAGAGGUGCCGGUGGCCGCAUCUUUGUCGCCGGAGGUGCUGUGGACUUCCCAUGUGCUUCCAAGCUUGCCGGUGGUGCGACGGAAAGUGCCCGAAGCUUUGCCGAAAUCCCUGAGUUUUCUGGAGGUGGCAGGGCACCGGAUGGUGCAGCUCAAAGGAAGGCCUUCCAUGAGUGGCAGCGUGCCAGUCUUCAUGUGCAACCCUUCGAUGAGUCUCCUCUUUAGCGACUUUCUGGAGACUAUGCAGUGGCACACUGAGAGCAAAACCAUUUGCCCUUUCUACCUCAGCAAGACAUCGCUGUCUGAGUUGCCAGAGCUUCAGGAGGCCAUUCAAGCUUUGAGAAUUCCUGAGGAGUUUGGCACAUGUUUCGGCGAUCCGGUGCCAAAUGGAGUUCAUACCUACAUUGGCUGCCACCGCAAUACCACAUCCCUUCACUUCGAUGGCUACGAGAAUUUGAUGCUUUGCGUUUUUGGCGCCAAGCGCAUCUGGCUGUUUCCUCCGUCAGAUGCUCGCUUCCUUUAUCCGCUGGGCGAGUCGAUCUCCAAGCCGCAGGAUUUUACUCGCUCCGCAAUCCCCCCUUUCACGCGCUUCGGAGACUUCUCCCCGGAGAUGCAGGCCCGGUUCGUGGGCUACGGCAAAGCGAAGGUUUUGGAGGUGCAGCUCCGGGCGGGGGACCUGCUGUACCUUCCGGCGGGGUGGUGGCACUGCGUGCAGGGCUCAGAGGAGCCCAACAUGAUCCUGAACUGGUGGUUCUCCGUGCACCCCAGCAAGACUGGCGCUUAG